This is a messenger RNA of Puma concolor (puma), 1731 nucleotides long. RefSeq names its product essential meiotic structure-specific endonuclease 1 (gene EME1). Gene Ontology annotation, cellular component: nucleus; Holliday junction resolvase complex. Gene Ontology annotation, biological process: mitotic intra-S DNA damage checkpoint signaling; resolution of meiotic recombination intermediates; double-strand break repair. Gene Ontology annotation, molecular function: crossover junction DNA endonuclease activity; DNA binding. The record is from RefSeq and is a predicted model, not a curated record. Lineage: Eukaryota; Metazoa; Chordata; Mammalia; Carnivora; Felidae.
AUGGCUCUAACAAAGUCAUCACUGUCACUGGAGUCCAGUGAGAGUGACUCUGAAGAGUUGCCAACGUUUGCCUUUCUGAAGCAGGAAGCGUCUUCAACGAAGAGGAGGCAGCCUCAGAGGGAGAAGAUUGUUGUGGUUGACACCUCGGAUUCUGAGGCCUCCCGUCCUCCAUCACCAAAGUUGAGAGAUACACCACCUGUCCCAGACAUAGCGGAACGUGUCCCACAAACGGAGCCAGUCAGGGUGCUAAGCAGUGGAAGUGAGGAUGAGGAAGAAUUAAUCCCCCUGGCCCAGAGGCUUACAUGUAAGUUUCUGACCCGUAAGCAGCUGAGCCCUGAGGACGCUAGCUCCCCGAUUCAAACUGUGUGGGGUCAUCGGAGUACUGAAGGAGCAUCAUGUGGCUGGAAAAAACAGUCCUUUCCAAAGGUCCCUGAUGCCUCCUUCCGUGACACCUCAGAGAGACGUUCAUCAAGUAACAGGGACCCUGUGGGAGACCGUCUGUGCCAUCAGCUUCCAGCCUUCCAAGCCACCUGCCCUGUGCAGAGCGACAGCUUGACAGCGACCAAAACAAAUGCUGAAGCCCCCCCACUUCAGAAGAGAACCAAGCAUAGUCAGAAGGUCCAGAGGAGAGGCUCACGGGGAUGCCAGCCGCGGGGACAAGCAAGCCGGAAGGAGAGCACCCUGAGACAACAGGAAAGGCAGAAGAAGGCGGCCCUGGUGAAUAGGCUGAAAGCGCAGAGGCCCGAGGAAUGCUUAAGGCACAUCAUUGUGGGGCUGGAUCCAGUGCUCUUACAGCUGGAAGGCGGAGGCCAGCUCCUCGGGGCGCUGCAGUCCAUGGAGUGCCGCUGUGUGAUUGAGGCACAGGCCGUGCCUUGCAGCAUCACCUGGAGGAGAAGGGCCGGGCUAGCUGAGGAUGGAGAGGAAGGCUGGGUGGAGGAACCGAUGGUCCUGUUGCUGCUCCUGGCAGAGGCGUUUGUGUCCAUGGUCUACAAGUUCAAGCAGGGAAGCCUGGGUGACUCUGAGAAAGGGAAGGAAACACUCCGGAGCUUCGUAACUGACACCGCAGCGAGGACAGCUGGGAAGGCUCUGUCCCUGGUGAUUGUGGACCAGGAGAAAUGCUUCAGCGCUCCCCAUCUUCCGAGAAGAAGGAAACGGGGAGUGGCAAACAGAGAACAGGCCAAGGAGAAGAAGCGGAGACAACCAGAGGCCAGCGCAGGGCAAAUGGUGUCCAGGGUAGACGUGGAAGAGGCAUUGGUGGAUCUGCAGCUAUACACCGAAGCCCAGGCCCGAAUCGUGCAGAGCUGGAAAGAGCUGGCCGACUUCACCUGCGCAUUUACAAAGGCUGUGGCCGAGGCGCCCUUCAAGAAGCUUCGAGAUCAAACCAGUUUCUCUUUCUGCCUGGAGAGUGACUGGGAGGGAGGGGCAAAGGUUGACCGAGCUGGCAGGGGGCUCGCGCUGGUCUGGAGGAGACAGAUUCAGCAGCUGAACAGAGUCAGCCUGGACAUGGCCAGUGCCAUUGUGGACACCUAUCCCUCCCCGCAGCGUCUGGUCCAGGCUUACAGGCGGUGUUUUUCGGAGCAAGAGCGCCAGAAUUUGCUUGCGGACAUACAGGUUCGCCGUGGGGAAGGUGUGACCUCCACCUCCCGCCGUGUUGGACCAGAGCUCUCCAGGCGGAUCUACCUUCAGAUGACCACUCUGCAGCCAGCUCUCUCUUUAGACAGUGCAGACUGA